UACUUAUGUUUAUUAUUAAAUUUCAAAAACAAAAUCUAUAAGAGAAUGUAAAAAGAAUAGGAAAAAAGAAGGGGGAAAAAAAGCACGGGAGGCAAAAGGCAGGAGACUUGUCUGUUUCCCGAAGCUGAGCCACUGCUUUAUUUCUUUUUUAUUUCCUCUGAAAUAUAAACCCUGCAAAACUUUUCCUCCGCCGCCGUCCUCCGCUCCACUCUGCUUGAAGUUUGAACCAGAGCAACUUCUCCGGAGGCUCGAGACUUGGCAAGAUCUGCUUCCUCGGCAGAUUCCGCCUCAUGGACUCCGUCGGAAUCCCCGAUCCCUCUCCGCCCUUCAAUCCGUUCAAUCUCAAGGACUGCUCUCAAGGAAUCUGCACCGCGUUCUGCCCGCAGUGGUGCCGGUACGUGUUCCCCCCGCCGCCGCCGUUUUUCGGCCUCGACGACAGCGACGAUUCCGGAACCUUCUUCUCGCCUCUUAUAGUGGCGGUGAUCGGGAUCUUGGCUAGCGCCUUUGUUCUAGUCACUUACUACGCGAUCGUCUCGAAAUAUUGCCGGCGGAGAGUCGACAGCGGCGGCGGCGGUGCGGGCGGUGGACCGGGAGAUUAUUUCGAGACGGAUCGAGCGAUGAACGAUGCGCGGCGGCCGUCCGGUGCGGGACCGGGAUUGGACGAGGCGCUGAUUAAGUCGAUCUCGGUUUUCAAGUUCAAGAAGAACGAAGGGUUGAUCGAAGGAAGCGAUUGCUCUGUUUGUUUGAGCGAAUUUCAGGAGAACGAGAGUUUGCGAUUGUUGCCUAAAUGUAGCCACGCUUUUCAUCUUGUUUGUAUUGAUACUUGGUUGAAAUCCAACUCCAGUUGCCCUCUCUGCCGCUGCAAUAUCGCCUCCACGAAUCCUAAUCCUCCGGAGACUCCGCCGCCGUCCGUGACGGCGCUAGGGUACCGCCACCGCAGCGACGCGGCCGUUGUGGUGGUUCAAGAUCCGUCCGAAAACGUAAGCCAGGAGGCCGUCGUAGUCGAAAUCAUCGGCCAUUCAAUUUCAAAUCCAUCGAAUCAAGAUCAAGGAGGUUCGAAUUCCAAUCCGCCGAGUUCAGAGCAAGGAGACGGCGGAACAGAGAGAAGAGAAGAAACCGUCCGGUCGAUUAGGUCAGUUUCAGAGGAUCAACAGUCUUCUGAUUCUCCAUGUCUAGGCCGAAAUCUCUCUGUUGCAGACAUAUUGAGCAUCAGCCAUGACGAAGACGAAGAGGUCGAAGCUGUGGAUUCAUCCAUGGCGGCUGGAAUUGGUCCAUCGAACGACGACGGGAAAGAAACCGGAAAAUCCAGAAUCAGAAACGGCGUUUUGAAUUCCGCCAUGAGAAUGUCGAUUCCGUCUGGAAUUUUUUCGUUUGCAAAGCAUGCGAAAGGGAAGAGCUCGAAUUUACCGAAUUGACGUCCGAAAUUUUCAGAAUCAAAGCUUGAAGAAAAAUCAUCUGAAAGCCUUAUUGAAUCUGUUCAGAUCAGACUGCAAAAACUGCAACAAAAUUUCCACAGUCAAGAUUGUCGGUUUGGACGGUUCUGAUUUUUGGCCUUUCUGGUAAUUUCCAAACUUAUAGUUAUUGAUAAAUCAGGUCCCAAACUUAGAGCCUAUUUGUAAUUAAGGCCCUUUUGAUCAAUUCUAUAAAUUUUAAAAUUGAUCAAUUAUAUAUAUAUCAUUUUUGGUAUAACAACUAUUUUGAUCACUUCUCUACUUGUCAGGUGAUCUCUGUACCAUCAAAAUGUUUAUUUUAUCCAUAUAUUUGUAGUUUUUGU
Messenger RNA from Momordica charantia (bitter melon), 1774 nucleotides. RefSeq names its product RING-H2 finger protein ATL51. NCBI's taxonomy places the organism in Eukaryota, Viridiplantae, Streptophyta, Magnoliopsida, Cucurbitales, Cucurbitaceae. The record is from RefSeq and is a predicted model, not a curated record. Gene Ontology annotation, biological process: protein ubiquitination. Gene Ontology annotation, molecular function: transferase activity.